This is a messenger RNA of Penicillium malachiteum, 2781 nucleotides long. RefSeq names its product putative alpha,alpha-trehalose-phosphate synthase subunit Tps2 (gene orlA). Lineage: Eukaryota; Fungi; Ascomycota; Eurotiomycetes; Eurotiales; Aspergillaceae. The record is from RefSeq and is a predicted model, not a curated record. Gene Ontology annotation, molecular function: catalytic activity. Gene Ontology annotation, cellular component: alpha,alpha-trehalose-phosphate synthase complex (UDP-forming); cytosol. The transcript is spliced from 4 exons. Bases 1 to 2781 code for a protein of 926 amino acids. Gene Ontology annotation, biological process: trehalose biosynthetic process; fungal-type cell wall organization; cellular response to heat.
AUGUCUGAUUCGGAGAGCCCCACGCGAGUGCCAGAUGGGCAGCCGGACCCUGUACUCGUGGGUCCGGGAUUGAAGGCACUGAAGGAGGAUGCCUAUGCCAAUGCCGCCAAUGCAACCCCGAGUUUGGACACCGAUAAGCAGCAUCCAGUGGACAGCGAUGCACCACCCUCUUAUUUUGCUAGCAUCCCGGGAGCAAGCACCCAGGGACUCUAUCCAUCGGAUCUCUCAGCCCCGGAAGAGCCGCAAAGACGGAAUUCAGCUGUUUUACCGGAUGUUGAUCCGAGAACACAACAUCCUGGAUUGAAGCUGAGUGGUCGGUUGAUAAGUGCUGCUUUCUGUAUUCCAUACAAGCUUCAUCACAAAGCAGACUCAGAUUGGACAUUAAAACCUCGCUCUGGAACAUCGGCCCUUUUCGACUCCUUCGCCCAAUUAGCCUCAGAUGAAACCCCUUGGUCACAUACACUUGUAGGAUGGACUGGAGAAGUUGAACCCAUAAUAGAUGCCAAGGCGCCGUUGCAACCGAUCCCUGCCAACACCGCAGGUAAAUUACCGCCUGGACCGAACAAUCAAUCCCACUCAAUCAACAAAGCUGCAGCACCCGUGCCGGUCAAUGCGGCUCAACAACCUACAUCGCACCCUCUGGUAGAUGGAAUCAGCAUUGGACGGGAAGAUAGAGAGAAACUUGAUAAUCAGUUGGCUUCGGGAAGAUAUGGCCGAAUCUUGCCGGUGUGGCUGUCGGACCCAUCAGAGGAGCCCGAAGACUCAAUCCUUCUUAAAGACCAAGGCCGGUGGCGUCGAUAUGCAGAGAGAGAGCUCUACCCUCUUUUGCACUAUAAACAGCACGGUCCCACGGAUGGCCGCUCUGAGCGAAAGUGGUGGGCAGACUACACUCGAUUGAAUCAGUUGUUUGCCGAUCGCAUUGUGAAGGACUAUCAAGAGGGAGAUGUGGUAUGGAUCCAUGAUUACCACCUUUUCCUUUUGCCCAGUCUUCUUCGACAACGUAUUCCCGAUAUUUACAUUGGGUUCUUCCUUCAUUCCCCCUUCCCUAGCAGCGAAUUCGUGAGAUGUCUGGCGAAACGCAAGGAGGUAUUGACCGGUGUUCUUGGUGCGAAUAUGAUUGGAUUCCAGACCUUUUCAUACUCUCGGCACUUCUCCUCCUGCUGCACACGUGUUUUGGGAUUUGACUCCAAUUCGGCUGGAGUGGAUGCAUACGGGGCGCAUGUCGCUGUGGACGUAUUUCCAAUCGGCAUUGACGCCCACUCUAUCCAAAAGGCUGCAUUUGGAGCCCCGGAUAUCGAGAAGACGGUUGCCGGCAUACGCAAACUCUAUGCCGGAUGCAAGAUUAUUGUUGGCCGAGACCGUUUGGACAGUGUGCGCGGUGUGGCCCAGAAACUCCAGGCCUUUGAGAUCUUCUUGGAGCGAUACCCCAAAUGGCGGGAUAAGGUUGUACUAAUCCAAGUGACAAGUCCGACCAGCGUGGAAGAGGAGAAAGAAGACCCAGAGAAUAAAAUCGCCGGACAGAUCUCGGGUCUGGUAUCGACUAUCAAUGGCCGCUUUGGCUCAUUGAGCUUUUCACCUGUCCAGUAUUACCCGCAGUACUUGUCGCAGCGCGAAUACUUUGCAUUGCUACGGGUUGCCGACGUGGGUCUUAUUACUACUGUUCGAGAUGGAAUGAACACCACAAGUCUGGAAUACAUUGUCUGCCAGCAGACUAACCACAGUCCUCUUAUUCUCUCCGAGUUCUCCGGUACAGCAGGUACUCUCCCCAGUGCGAUUCAUAUCAACCCAUGGGACCUAGUGGGCGUGGCUGGUGCAAUUGAUGAGGCUCUCAAAAUGCCCAAUACACAAAAACGGGAGCAGCACCUCAAGCUGUACCAGCAUGUUGCCACCAAUACCGUGGGAGCAUGGUCGCGACAAUUCCUCCACCGGUUGCUGACCAACCUCUCCUCCUUUGAUCAAUCUGUGGCUACGCCUGCUCUUGACCGUGCUAAACUGGUCAAGCAAUACCGCAAGGCCCGGAAGCGCUUGUUCAUGUUUGACUAUGAUGGCACAUUGACACCCAUUGUAAAAGACCCACAAGCUGCCAUCCCGUCAGAUCGUGUUCUGCGCACCCUCAAAACCCUGUCUGCAGACCCACGAAAUGCGGUUUGGAUCAUUAGUGGCCGAGACGAGGCAUUCUUGGAUGAAUGGAUGGGCCAUAUCCCCGAAUUGGGUCUUAGUGCCGAACAUGGCUGUUUCAUUCGUCAGCCUGGUUCAGAUGACUGGCAAAACUUGGCUGAUCAUCCCGAUAUCAAGGAAUGGCAGAAAGAGGUUUUCGAUGUUUUCCAACAUUACACAGAACGAACUGGAGGCUCAUUCAUUGAGCGUAAGAGGGUGGCCUUGACUUGGCACUACCGCCGUUCGGAUCCGGAGUAUGGCAAAUUCCAAGCUCAGGAGUGUCGCAAGACUCUCGAGGAGACCGUUGCGAAGAAGUGGGAUGUUGAGGUUAUGGCUGGUAAAGCUAACCUCGAGGUUCGACCCACAUUUGUCAACAAGGGAUUCAUUGCUACACGGUUAGUGAAUGAGUAUGGCACCGAGCCAGGCAAGGCCCCUGAAUUCAUCCUGUGCUUGGGAGAUGAUUUCACAGACGAAGACAUGUUCCGUGCUCUUCAGAAAUUCGACUUGCCUCAGGACCACGUCUACUCGGUGACAGUGGGUGCCAGUUCGAAGCAAACCGAUGCUAGCUGGCACUUGUUAGAGCCAGCUGAUGUUAUCAACACAAUUCAGAUGCUUAAUACAUAG